Messenger RNA from Anisakis simplex (herring worm), 867 nucleotides. Lineage: Eukaryota; Metazoa; Nematoda; Chromadorea; Rhabditida; Anisakidae. The record is from the annotation of a GenBank genome assembly.
AUGGAUAAGUCAACGGCCGCAGUGAACGGACCAGUUCAACUGGCCAUAAACGAUGAGGAUGAAAAUAACUAUUGCUUAACGUUACGUCGCCUGGCGGCAACAAAUGAAUUCUCAAAAAAAUCAGGAGCCAAAUGGAUCAUAAGAUGUCAUGCAUGUCAUGAGCCAUUGAGUCGUAUGAUGGCGUUCAAGGGAAGAUUGGUGUACACGUUGGGUAAUGUUUGGCAUCGAGAACACCUCAGAUGUGUUCGAUGUCAUUGUCGCGUUGGUCCUGGAGGACGCGACCUCAGGGCGCUUACUUCCAAUCAGAGUUUACCGUUGUGCAUUGAUUGUCAUAUGGAAGAAAAUCAUCCAAAAUGUGCUGGUAAGAAUGAUGUUCAAAAACACUCAAAGAGACAUGCGUUCGAGCGUUCGGCAAACAGUGGCAUCGUUGUUGUUUCGUAUGCACCAGAUGCCACUCCCCAUUUCCUGUCAAAAUCUUCGCAAAAAUUAGGAAUGAAUUCAGAUUUGAAGUUUUACAUAUUCAACGACAAACCGUACGAUACAAACUGCUACUACCUAACCAAAUACAAUUCGCUGCUGACAUCAACUGCGCAAGUGGUCUUUCUUGGUAUUUUUCUCACUAUUACAACGAUUUUAGCAACAUUUGACCAAAUAUUUACGAAUCUGCCAAGCGGCAGUGGACUCGAACCAGCCGCCAAUACAACAACAACAACUGUGCCUCCAAAUCAAAAAGCUUCUGCUGCAGUUAAUCAAGAUACAGACAGUAACAACAGUUCAAGCAGCAGUCCUCGCACGGCAACUUCGGGAACUUCGAUUGCAAACACCACAAUUGAAAGUUCAACUUCGACUGUUCCGAUUACAAAGUGA